GCUUGCUAAAGACAGUCCAGUCCGCAGGUGGAAAAAUCUGAUGAAAAAAGCCAGGGAUGUAUUUCAGCCCCCCUUUCUUCUACAUCUAUUAAUCUGGCUUAUCCUCCCCCAGUGUUCUGCAUUUCUGUCUGCUAUCUUUGUCUCUCAAUACUCCCGCCAGCCGGAACCCGUGCCAACCCUAACGCAUCUUACAAGCUACUCUAGAUGGCCAACUCCGCAUCCUCUCCUGAAGUUAAAGCCGCGUUAGAUCGCGCCAGAGAUAACCAAGGCGACACCGCAGCAGUGGCUUUGCUCGAGACUGCCGUCGGGAAGCUAUGGGAACGCAUCAAGAGGGAGCCCGAAUAUGUGCUCACUCGCGAGGAAUUCGCUCUGUUCAACUAUUUUAUCUAUCGCUAUGGGAAGCUACCUGAAGGCCGAAGAGCCGUGGAGCAAUUUUGGAACCAUUACAACCCGAACAACUCGGCAUCCAACGGGAGCAAGACAUAUAUAUUCUAA
Molecule: messenger RNA, 495 nt
Organism: Aspergillus heteromorphus CBS 117.55
Lineage: Eukaryota; Fungi; Ascomycota; Eurotiomycetes; Eurotiales; Aspergillaceae
Exons: 2
Coding region: 205-495 (96 amino acids)
Source: RefSeq, a predicted model, not a curated record